Molecule: messenger RNA, 2340 nt
Organism: Neopsephotus bourkii (Bourke's parrot)
Lineage: Eukaryota; Metazoa; Chordata; Aves; Psittaciformes; Psittacidae
Product: E3 ubiquitin-protein ligase RBBP6-like
Exons: 9
Coding region: 1255-2340 (361 amino acids)
Biological process (GO): protein ubiquitination; mRNA processing; ubiquitin-dependent protein catabolic process
Cellular component (GO): nucleus
Molecular function (GO): zinc ion binding; ubiquitin protein ligase activity; nucleic acid binding
Source: RefSeq, a predicted model, not a curated record
CAAAACUGUUACUUGCUCGAAACACGUUAUUCAGGCUGGCUUAGCACAGGGGCAGUGUGCUGUGAACUAGUUUCUGUUUUAUUAUUACAGUGCAGUAAAUGCCAUAGUUGAAUUUUGGUCUAUUGCUAGUAAUGUUUUGUGGGGUUUGGAUAUGUUUUGUAAACUGUUUGGGUUUGAACAAAUCAGUCAAACGUCUGCAAAGUUUCCUGUAAACGUUAAUGGAAAUGAUUUCAUAGAUGUCCAUCUGGAUCGUAUAACUGGUAAGAAAAAACUGUGUAUGUGAACAAGCCACUUAAUAAAAUGCAGAAACUGGUUGAUUGCUCUUGUGAACGAAUGCGUGUAGAAGUGAAGACGUACGUGGUUGAUCUGAAAGAUGGGUGGUUGGAGGUCCGAAUCAUUUACAGGCACUCCCUUAGACCUUUCUUGUGUAUGGACUAGUGUGUAAUAAAAGCACCAGAAAAAUCAGCUGGCUUCAAGAUCUAGUUCUGCACGUGGGUGGUAUUACAAUACGUCCAUUAAAAGGACACAGUCCCCUGGAAAAGCCUGCAGGUUGUGCUCUCUGUAGUUAAAUUCCUUAGUAGGAAGAAGUUAGUAGGGGGUAAAUGCAGUUUGGAUUGCCCACAGGACACGGUGGUCACAUUUCUACUGAAAAGAACCUUGUGUCUUGCUGAGGGAUCAGAAAGAUUCCUUUCAGUGCUUUUGUGUCUGAUGCUGAGUUUCAGCAAGCAAAAACUACAGCCCUGCCACUAACACUGUGUGUUCUUUUUAGUGCUGCAGAAUGUAAAUACUAUAACUUGCAGAAAUCUUUCUCAGUUAAAUGCACAGUAGCUAUCUUCUCCUUCAAAUGGGCUGGAGCUUCAAAACCCGUUGAAAACUACUGCUAGGUCAUUUCUUUUACUGAUCACUUCAGUCCACCUGGAAGAAAAGUGGAUCGGUUACACAAGUCUAUGUCAAGCCUAAGGUUUUGAGUGCCCAAGAAUGCUCUUUUCAAGUAGGCUAGCGGGCACAUAAGCAUCCUGUAGAAGCACAAAGUCUCCCCAGCGCACGCUCAGGACAACUGUGUCUUAUAGAAGCAUCUGUUUUCAGGCAACAUCAGCUAGCAUUGUGGUGCCCUUUACAGGACUGAGCAAGUGGUGUUGUCUUUGGCUGGGUGAGCUUGCAUGUGUUUCUAAUGUGUGUGUCAAAUAAUUCCGUGUUAAACAGACUGCCAACCUGGCUGAAGCCAAUGCUUCUGAAGAAGAUAAAAUAAAAGCCAUGAUGAUACAGUCUGCCCGUCAAUAUGAUCCAGUCAAUUACAGGAAGAAGCCCUUGGGUACACCUCCACCAUCGUACGUUUGCUUUCACUGCGGAAAACCUGGCCACUAUAGAAAGGACUGCCCAAGAAACGGGGACAAAAAUGUCCAGUCUGUUCCCAGACUGAAAAGGAGCACAGGAAUUCCAAGUAGUUUCAUGAUAGAGGUGAAAGAUCCCAACACGAAGGGUGCGAUGCUGACAAACACCGGCAAAUAUGCAAUACCGGUUAUUAAUGCGGAAGCUUAUGCUAGAGGAAAGAGGGAAAGGCCUCCAUUUUUACCAGAGGAGCCAUCCUCCUCCUCUUCUGAUGGUCCUAUUCCGGAUGAGCUGUUAUGUCUCAUUUGUAAAGAUAUAAUGACUGAUGCAGCUAUUCUUCCCUGCUGUAGAAGCAGUUAUUGUGACGAAUGUAUUAGAACAGCAUUGCUGGAGUCUGAGGAAUUUACAUGCCCAGCGUGUCAUCAGACAGAUGUUUCUCCUGAUGCUUUAGUUGCCAACCAGAGCCUACGCCAGGCUGUGAACAACUUCAGAAAUGGAGCUGGCUACACAAAAAGGCUCCGUAAGCAGAUUCAGCAGCAGCAGCAGCCGCCGCCACCACCUGCAGCACCACUCACGACUGUUAUCCCUCCUGCUGCUUUGGUGACUGCCGCUGAACUGCCUCCAUCUUCCUCUCUGUCAAUCCGCAGCUUGUUGGAAGAGAAGGGCUCUCAAGUUCCUGUACGAAGACAGCUAGCGCUACCAAGUCUUCUGGGCUCCCAAGGGCAAUCGGUACCCACAGCUGGUCAUCCGAGGGCAGACAGUACCAUCCACUCACCAGGUGCCAGAACAAGCUGUGAACUGAGUUCGCAUACCUACUCCAAGCCAAGAUCAGGUCCUUCCUGCACUGGCUGCUACUCUGGCUCACGCAGUUGUUCCCAUUCACAUUCCAACUUGCCAUCACCGCAGUAUCCAAGAAGAAGCAGGAGGAAGAGUCGUGACUAUUCCAGGAGAAGGUCACAUGGUCGUCACUGCUCAAGGUCAAGGUCCCCCCAUCAAAGAAGACACCACUGA